This is a messenger RNA of Trichophyton rubrum CBS 118892, 1701 nucleotides long. RefSeq lists its product as uncharacterized. Lineage: Eukaryota; Fungi; Ascomycota; Eurotiomycetes; Onygenales; Arthrodermataceae. Gene Ontology annotation, biological process: proteasome-mediated ubiquitin-dependent protein catabolic process; regulation of proteasomal protein catabolic process; protein deubiquitination. The coding region runs from base 1 to 1701 and encodes 566 amino acids. Gene Ontology annotation, molecular function: protein binding; cysteine-type deubiquitinase activity; proteasome binding. The transcript has 2 exons. The record is from RefSeq and is a predicted model, not a curated record.
AUGACCGUCUUAGUUGUCGUCAAACAUCAGGGUAAACGCUACGAAGUAGAGCUUGACCCGAGCUCAAAUGGCGAGACUUUCAAAUUCCAGCUAUACUCUUUAACCGGCGUUGAACCCGAACGACAGAAAAUAUUAGUCAAAGGAGGCCAGCUCAAAGAUGACACCCUCCUAUCUUCGCUCAAUGCCAAAGCGGGCCAGACAUUCAUGAUGAUGGGUACCCCAGCCAACGGAGAGUCCAACCUAGCAUUAAGGAAACCGAAGGAAGCAAUUAAAUUCUUGGAGGACAUGACUGAAGCUGAGGUUGCAAAGGCCGACGGCGCUACACCGGCUGGCCUUUCAAAUUUGGGAAAUACAUGUUACCUGAACUCCACACUGCAGACCCUGCGCCUCAUCCCCGAACUUCAGGAAGAGCUGCAGAAAUACAAAAGUACCGGACAAAAUAGCUCGAGCCCGUUUAAUUCAGGCUGGCCUGAUCUCACGGCCUCCCUUCGAGAUCUGUACAAACUGAUGUCACAAACUCAGCGGGGGUUUCCUCCAAUAAGGUUCUUAGAUUCCCUCCGUACUGUCUUCCCGCAAUUUGCACAACAAAGCAGGGAUGGGAAUGGCUAUGCACAGCAAGAUGCAGAGGAAGCUUGGUCCCAGAUUAUUUCACAACUUCGCCAACAUCUCAUGAUAAAGGAUGCCUCCGAUGGAAAAGACUCGAAAGCCGUUUCCUUUGUUGACAAGUAUAUGUCAGGGACAAUCAACUCUGUUUUAGAGUGCGAUGAGCAGGCUGCCAAAGAAGGCGGAGAGAUGGCAGUAGAAAGCUCUGACGUUUUCUUCAAGCUAAAUUGCCAUAUCGACAAAGAAAUUAACCAUCUUCACGAUGGAAUCAUGGCUAGUCUAGAAGAGAAAAUUGAGAAGCACUCACCUACCCUGGACCGAGAUGCUAUCUACACCAAAAAAACUCGAAUCUCGCGUCUCCCCAAAUAUCUCACCGUCCACUUUGUUCGUUUCUUCUGGAAACGGGAAUCGCAAAAAAAGGCAAAAAUUAUGCGAAAAGUCACAUUCCCGCAAGAAAUCGACGUAGUCGACUUUUGCACUGACGAGUUGAAGAAGCAGCUUAUUCCAGUCAGGGAUAAAGUCCGCGAGAUCCGAAAGGACGAACAGGACAUGGAACGUGCACGAAAACGCCAAAAGAUUGCUCAUAAACGUGAACAAGAAGAGAAAGAAGAAGAUCGUGCAUCUGAACCCCUUCAAAAGAAGAAAAUGGCCGAGUCAGCAACCGAUAAAAGCAGGGACAAGCCCGAAGAUAAGGAUGCUGCGCCAGAAGUGUUCAAAUCAGAUGCUGAAUACGAAGCCGAAAAGGCAGCCACCCUUUUACAGGCUAAGCAAGAGCUCUUUUCUCUUAUCAAUGAAGACCUUGCUAAGGAUGAAAGUACAAAUAAGUGUGGACUUUACGAACUACGGGGUGUUAUCACCCAUCAGGGAGCUAGCGCUGACAGUGGCCACUACACUGCCUAUGUAAAGAAGCAGGGCAAGGUCGUGGAUGGCAAGAGACGUGAAGAAGAUGGAAAUUGGUGGUGGUUCAACGAUGAAAAGGUUUCCGAGGUACCUGCAGAGAAUAUUGAAACACUAUCCGGAGGUGGUGAAUCACACUCUGCCCUGAUCCUUCUUUACAAGGCCAUCGACUUGCCCACUGCUGAUAUUCUUAAUGAGUGA